ACUCACCAAGGCGAGGCUCCCGAUGAGUGAUCUGUGAUUGUCUGAAUUCUCAAGUGGCAGUGUCGAUUGUCAAAGGAUUACGUUUAUGCUGUGCACAUUAUACUCUUGUAUUGUUGUAUGUUAUGCUGUCAAGUUGUCAUCUUUAUCCGUCCGUAGUGUUCAGUUAUCAGUGACUCAAACAAUUCUUUAAAAUCUAAUUUAAAAUUUUGUGUAACUAGUUAACCAAGAAUGGCGUCAACUGUUAGCGGUUACAAAGUUUUUUCUGAUAUUGGAAAAAUGAACGCUGAUGAGGCGGCUGAACUUCGGGAACAAUUCACUGCUAUCGACAAAAAUGGAGACGGCUAUAUUGAUUUAGCGGAAUUGAAAACAGCGUUGGAUCUAUGCGGGUUCAAACUUCCAGGAUGGAAAGUGAGAACUAUCAUUCAAGAUUUCGAUGAUAAGAAAAGGACAGAACACCAGGGGCGCCUCUCCUUUGGCGAGUUUGAAAAGCUCUGCACUGAACUCAAAGCAAAUGAAGUUGGAAGCACAUUCAAGCAAGUGGUUUCGAAGAAAGAAAACUUGGAAACUCUCGGAGGAAUGUCUGAUGCAUCGAGUGAAGGUACUACACAUUCUGUACGGUUGGAAGAGCAACUUGCCUUUUCUGAUUGGAUUAACACCAACCUGGGUUCAGACCCUGAUUUGAAACAUCUCCUGCCAAUCGAUUCCGAAGGAAAACUGCUGUAUGACAAAGCAAAAGAUGGAAUUUUACUAUGCAAAAUCAUCAACCACUCCUGUCCAGAUACGAUUGAUGAAAGAGCAAUCAACAAGAAGAAUCUAACAUUGUACACAAAACUGGAAAAUCUGACAUUAGCGUUGAACUCAAGCCAGUCCAUCGGAUGCAACAUUGUCAACAUUGAUGCACACAACUUAGCCAAAGGAAAACCGCACUUGGUUCUGGGACUUCUGUGGCAGAUCAUCAGGAUCGGACUGUUCAAUCAGAUCACCCUGGAGAACUGCCCCGGGUUGGCUACACUGCUCUCCCAUGGCGAAGGCAUCGAAGACCUUAUGAAGCUGUCUCCCGAAGCAAUCCUUCUCAGAUGGGUCAACUACCAUUUGGCGAACGCGGGUGUGGCCAGAAGAUGCAACAACUUCCAAAGCGACAUCUCCGAUUCAGAAAUCUAUUCGCAUCUGAUACGACAGAUAGCUCCUCCGGAUAGCGAAAUCUCAAUGGAAGCACUCAUGGAACCUGACAUGACGAAACGCGCUGAAAUAAUGUUGCAGCAAGCCGCUAAGCUGCAUUGUAGGUCGUUCGUCACUCCCAACGAUGUUGUCAAUGGCAUUUACAAGUUGAAUCUUGCGUUUGUAGCCAAUCUUUUCAACAACCAUCCUGGUCUAGAUCGCCCUGAAGGUGAAAUUGAGGGUCUGGAAAAUUUGGAGGAGACUAGAGAGGAGAAGACCUACCGUAACUGGAUGAACUCAAUGGGAGUCACUCCUUGUGUCAAUUGGCUCUACUCUGAUUUAGCUGAUGGCCUUAUCAUCUUCCAGCUGUAUGACAUCAUCAAGCCUGGCAUAGUCAAUUACAACAGAGUUCACAGGAAAUUUUCAAAACUUCGUAAAUUCAUGGAGAAAUUGGAAAAUUGUAACUACGCAGUUGAAUUGGGAAAACAACUUGGAUUUUCUCUUGUGGGAAUUGCUGGCACAGACUUGAAUGAUGGAAAUGCAACUCUAACUCUUGCGCUAAUUUGGCAGUUGAUGAGAGCCUACACAUUAUCUGUGCUCACUCAGCUGGCUAACACAGGAAGUCCAAUCGUGGAACGGGAAAUCGUCUCUUGGGUCAACAACAAACUACAGGCUGCAAACAAGACUAGCUCUUUGAAGGGUUUCCAGGAUUCUUCAGUCAAGGAUGCAAGAGUAGUGAUUGAUUUGAUUGACUCCAUCAAACCUGGAACAAUCAACUACGAUCUUGUAAAGGACAGCGGUUCUGAAGAGGAUAAUUUGGCAAAUGCCAAGUAUGCUAUCUCAAUGGCUCGCAAGACGGGAGCCAGGGUCUACGCUCUACCUGAAGACAUCACUGAAGUCAAACACAAAAUGGUGAUGACCAUGUUUGCCUGCCUCAUGGCCAUGGACUAUGUGCCCAACAUGGAUUCAAAACAGUAGUAAUCAUUAUGAUAUUGAAAUUUAUAAUUUUGUUGUUAUUAUAUUUUAUUGCUGGCCUGAAUUGCAUUGAUAAGGCCAGUGCUUUUAUAUUAUUUAUAUUAGUUAUGUGUAAGUGCAUGCAUGUCUUCAUUUAGUCUUCCAGGGUUUAAAUUUUCAUGUAAACCUUGUACAAACCAUUCGAUUUUCAUGGGUUUGAGCGAAUUUACACAUUGCAAUGAAAUCUUUUUAUUAUAUUUAUUGUUAUAUUUUGAUCCAACUCAUUUAUAAUUUCUCAUUUUACGUGUUAUAUUUUAGGAUUACUUGUAUCGUAAUUUUCAUUUAAUUAUAUUUGACUCACUGUUCUGAUAAACUAAAUCAGUAAUCAUUUGAAAUACUCAUUAGUUCUAUGAUGAAUGGUAUAGCUAGUAAGUUAUGUGAUUAAUUGUUUUGGUGUGAAUUGAGAGCACAUAAGUAUGGUAGAGGCCAUUUUAUAGAUUAUGUUUAGAUGGGCAUUGAAAUUAGCCAAUAAUAUAUUAACAAGACUGUCAAGUAUCAUUGAUUUUUUGAAUUGCGUCUUCCUUUCAAAACUACUAUCAAAUUUUGAUGAAUAUUGUGUAUCUUGAGGCAAUAAAUUGACAGAUCAAUUUCUUCAAUAAAAUGUCAUCUUUUGCUUUCAAAGAAGUUUCAAAAAUUAAGAUUUUUGGUGUUAAAAAAAUUGUGUUCCCCGUAGAUCCUCCAUGUAACUGAUAUAGUAAUAUUUACCCCAAAUCAAAUUUGAAUUUGAGUCACUAUUGCUUAGUAGCACCAAUUGUAAUCUAAGGUCACGUUGAUCAGCUUGAAAGAUGAUGCAAUAUGGUUGAUUUUCGUGGGUGCAAUUUAGCUAGAAAGAGCAUUAUUUUUCUCAAAUUAUUGCCAAAUGGUCUAGAUGCCAAAUAAACCAUCUUAGAAGAUGAUUAGAGGUGAACAAUAAAAAUAAUUGAAAGUAGUAAAAUGACUUUUUUCAUAGAUUAGAGUGUUUCAACAAGUCAUAGCUUUAAUGCCAAGUAUACAAUACAAUUAUUUACAGAAUUUAGAUGGAACCUUUAGAAUUCAAGCAUUCCUUUACUCAGGUAAAAUUAAUAAUCACGCCUGUUUUAUAAAUUGUCUAGUGCCUUAUUAAUGUUGUUUUGAGUCUAGUUCGUAAUACAGUGGCUUAUGGUACACUAUUUUCAAGGUUCAGAAAUGUGAAUUUUCCAUAUUCAUACUUUAUUGAUAAAAUUAUCUGCUAAAACUGGUUACAAAGGGAGUCCAUUCUCGGGGAAUAAACCUUGCUUGUGGUAGAGAGUUUCAUAAUAGUAAAUUAUGGAAUUCAACAUUUCCUUUUGCAUUAUUAGUAGAUACAAAUGCGAAACAAUUUUUGUUUCUAGGUAAUGAACCCAGAAUAAAGUUAUUGAUUUAAAUUAAAUUAUAGAGUCAACAUUCCCAAAAUGCAUUAUCAAUAGAGAAAAAGAAGACAUGAAUAUUCCAAAGCAAUCUUAAAGCCUGAUUUUAUAUGAGAUAUAAUAUUGAUUUAUAUGGAAUCAACAUUUCCGAGAUGCAUUAGGCUAUUAAUAGAAAAAAGGAAGAUAUAUGAAGAUUCCAAUACAAUCUUAGAGCCUGAUUUUAUAUGAGAACUUAUACUGACUGUAGAUUACACAUUUCCAAACUUAUAUUUUCUUCCAUAGAAAUAGGAUUGCUUAUAUACAGAGUGUUUCAGAAGUAGUGUCGAACAUUUCAGGGUAUUGUUCCUGGAUGAAAAGAGUCUACAAAUGUCGUAUUUUAAGUGUCUAAAACUCAGCGGUUAUCCUUAUAGCUGUCAUUUUGUUUUUCCCACUUAGGAAUUUUUAUCUCAAGAACGAAAUGAAGUAUUGAUCUGAAAUUUGGCAUGAAUAUUAAUGCUAUAAACACUCAACUUUAAAAAAUAAAAUAGAAAAUGUUUGAUGUACAUUUUCAAAAUGGCAGCCAUUUUAAAUUUUUGAUUGCAAAUUUCACGAAAACCGUUCACUUUAUAGAAAACUUAGAAGAGACAAAAAAAGUUAGCAAAAUUUAUCAAGAUUUCAAGGAUAUUAAGUUUUUGACACUUAAAAUACGACAUUUGUAGUCUCCUAUCAUCCAGGAAAAAUACCCUAAAAUGUUCGACACUACUUCUGAAACACUCUGUAUAUUGUGUGUGUUGAAUUUCGGAUAAAUUUUAUACAAAAUAAAAUUUUGAAUUUUGAACAUCAUAAGUUUGGAUACCGUCAAGAAAUGAGAGGAUAGACUUACAUUAUUUUUCAUUUGUUUUCUACCGAUUUAUGUACUACAUACUACAUUUAUGACUAAAUUUUUGAUUUGAUUUUAUGUCAAGAUUUCAUAAAUCUUUUCCCAUUAAUUCAAAAAAUGAUAAAAUACAUAAAUAAAAAUACAUUUAUGACUGAAUUUUUGAUUUGAUUUUAUGUCAAGAUUUCAUAAAUCUUUUCCCAUUAAUUAAAAAAAUGAUAAAAUACAUAAAUGACUGAAUUUUUUAUUUGAUUUUAUGUCAAGAUUUCAUAAUUUUUUCCCCAUCAAUUAAAAAAAUGAUUGAUUUAUACUGUAUAUUGCUACAUUUUUUGUAAUUUCUAUAUUUCUAAUCACAAUCAGCAUUUUUGGUAACAACUUUUCAAUUUUGUAAUUAAAUACUUUCUAAUGAAAACAAUUUGAGUUUCUGUGGUAAGACUUUUUAUAUUUUUGUACUAAGGAUGAAGUAAUGUGUUGGUCUAAUGGUGCUUGACAUACAUUUCUCCUAUAGUGAGGUCCCCGUUAUAAUGGCAGUAUUUGAUGACAUUGGUGUUGCUAUCCUUGUCUAUCAUUCCACAAAACAGAUAGCGCUGUCCUUUUCCAACUCCGCAACGUUGCCAGAUCGGUUUUCAAUAAUGUAGAAAUAUAGAUAGAUAAAUGUCUUCUAUUUUCACUUAAUAACAUUACAAAAAGUGAUGUGAGCGAAGUUGAGGCAAUAUAAUAAUGCAUAAUCACAGUAUAAUUAAUUAACAGAAUAUAUUAUCUCAUUUAUGAUUUUUUUGAUUUAAACAUCGAGAAAUAAGUUUUCUUGACGAAUCAAAUAUAAUGUACUAUUUUUGACAAGAAUGAAAAGUUGAUAUUACAUCAGAUAUACCGGUAUCAGCUAUAUUCUAUAGAACAAUGGUCGCCAAACUUAUGAGCCUGUGAGCUAGAAUAGAAUUUAUAAAUCUUCUAGUGAGCUACCAAGCAAUAUUAGACUUGAGAAAGUACAGCAAAAUGAAAUUUUCACACUUUUAUUGCCUAUAAAGAUACAUUUCUAGUGUUGAAAUCUACUCAUGUCAUAGCAAAAAGUAUAAAAAAGUUGAAAUGUACAUUUCAAUGAGAGCAGUGGAACUCUUUAUGGUCAUCAAGUAUUUUCUUGAUGUUUGGAGUUUAGGCUGUAGCCGCCAUUCUGAUACAGUUGUCCAAAUGUUCAUCAGUCAGUCUGUUCCAAUAUCAAUUUUUUAUAAAUUUCAUACUUGAAAAAGAUGCUACACACAAGUAAGUAGAGCUUAACAUAGCAACUUGAAUAAUAUUUGGAUAUUUUUCUUCGGGGACUUGAGGCCAAAUAUUUCCAGUUGUAGACAGUGAUCUGAGAGACAGAUCAUUUUGAAAAUCCACAAAUUCCAUUUCAACUGGAGCCUGAUCUCCACAAAAAUGUUUUACAAUACAAGCUGCAAAAUCUUCUCCAUUGAUCUCUGCGAAAGAGAGUUGAUGAAUUGUUCGAUAUGCUUUUAAAAUCUUGAAAUCGUUGAUCAAACUGUUGUCUCAGGUCUGAAAGAAUCGCAACGUAUUCUUGAUUAUUGCUGCGGUGCUGUGGAGGAUUUUUCUCGUCAUUGAUUUUCUUCAGACUGGGAAAGUGUUUUUAUUCAAACUGGACGACAUCCUUUUGCAUGAGCAUCUCUGUGAGUUACCAAAAACUACCCCACUAGCUACCGGUAGCUCGCGAUCGACUGUUUGGCGACCGCUGAUAGAAGGUAGUGGCAAGGCUGAAAAUCGGCAAUGCUUUCCUCCCAUCUAUCUCCACUGCCAUUAUAACUUGGACCUCACUAUAGAAUUUGUCGCUGCCUGUUUUCAAUAACAAGUAAAAUAUUAGCCAAUUUUUUGAUACACAAGUUGUAAUGAAAUGCAUAAUUAGAUUUAGACUAGAUGAUGAGUGUUCCACUACCAUAAAAUAAGUUAAGCUCUUAAUAUGUCAAUUUAGACUUCUAAUUAGAAUUCUAAUUUGCUUCCAUAUCUGUGCCAUUACUUUGUACAUAACUGCCAAUACUUUUCCAAUUAUGUUUGUAUCCACCUAAAAUUGCUGCAAAUCAACACACUCCCAGUAAGUUGUUUCUCAUAAUCUGUACAUAGUCUAUCUCCUUCAAACAUUCAAUAUAUUUCGUGUGAUUUUAUAAUAAAAUUCACAUUUUCAUGCAACUUUCAUCAUAAAUAGUCUUGAUUCUGUAUUGAUUAUUGCUUAAUAGUGUACAUGUGUGUUUAAUAUUGUCCAUAUUUCUUGGGACUGAAUUUAUUGUACUCUUUGUUGUUCGAGAUCCAAAUUUAAUUUCGCUAGCAAGUAAUUCUCCUGAGAUAUCUGUUUUAUAUCUCUCUUUUCUGUUUAGGGCUACUUGUAAUAUAAAUAUAAAUACAAAUCUCAGUACCCUUUUCAAAAAAACUUUCAGUACUCUUUUUCAAAAAAAAAUCAAAAAAUUGAAUGAAUAUCCGAAACGUCUUGUGAUAAAAUAAUUCAAAAAAAGGGUACUAAGAUUUGUAUUUCUAUUUAUUCUGUUUUAUAUGAUAUGUUUAAGAUUUAUCAUGAUUCUGAAUGAUAUCUUUUCGGCUUUUAACAUUUAUAUCCCAUAGAAAUCGUUGAUAACCUAUUUAAAAAAUUACUUUGUUAAGUCUUACUUAAGAAAAUCACAUUCCAAUUAUUGGAAUUCACAUGUUAAUCUUGUAUGUGUGUAUGUGUUUGUGUCUGUCAAAUAUACAAGAAACUCCAGUUAGGCAUGAUGUGCUCUGAUUAAUACAAUGGCCCAUAUGAAUAAAACCAGAGCAAAUGCUCAUGAGCAAGAGCAUGGAGCAUAAGGUUCUGCUCAUGAGCAAAAGGUAGAAGCAAAAGCAUUUGCUCAUUUUUAUAUGAAUAAGCUUUACCUUAUGCUCCUGAACUCUGGAGCAAAUGCUCACGUAUUUUAAAGAUUUUUCAUCAGCUGAUUCGCUUUUGUAGCCUUACUUUGUUUUUAUAGCUCAUGGAAGCGCUAAAUAUGCAAGUAGGGGGCACCGCUUGUGUUUGCGUCGUCUGCUCUGUUUUCUAUUUAUGAAUAGAGUUUUAGGUUAGUUGAGUUUAGAAUUUUGAAAUAAUAGCGUGAAAAAAUGUCAUCUCUUUAAUAAUCUUCAGCAUAUUCUUAUAUCAAUAGCCUUCUUAUAAUUGUCUACCCUCGAUUAGACAACAGAAGUAAGUAAGUAAAGAAGUAAACUCUCAUCUUCUUAAAUGCCUAUUUCCUAUUUUGUGAUGGCUAUCUUUAUAUCAGCUAUCUUUUGUAGGGAUAAUGGUGAUAUAUAUCAUGGUUGAAUCUAAAAAGAGUUUUAUAGUUCUCAACUAUUGUUUGUGAUCGUAUCUGGUAUAGUUUCCUCUUCCUCGUACGAAUUAGUUGUGCCAUUUUACUAUGAGCAAAAGGUGAUAAGCUGCUCUAGACUAGACUCACCUUUUUUGAAGCAUUUGCUUCAAAAGUUGAGCAAAUGCUCUAGUUUAUUCAUACAAUUUUGAGCAAAAGCUUCUACUUUUUUGAUGAGCAUGUGCAAAAGGUUUUGCUCACGUUUAUUCAUAGAAAAUGAAGCAAAUGCUCCAUAUUUUAGAAGUAUAAGCAAAUGCUCAACUUGAUUCAUAUGGCCCAUUAUUACUGCUGAAUAUCAAAAUCUUUGUAAAUAUGUAAUAUUGCUGUAAAAAUGUCUAAACACUUGUACAACUUCCUGCCACUGAUCACGUGAUUUGGUGUUUAAACUUUAUUCAGGUACUUAACGAAUGUUUUUUCAUUUCAGAGGGAUGAUCAUAUGAUCGCUGUGUUUAUUGUUGAUGCUCAUAGAGCAUGGUUUUUGCAGUUAUCACUUUGAUACUGCUCGUUCUUACAAAUAAUAUAUAAAUUUCUAUUUAAAAUUAUUCUUAGGGUUUGUACGAUUGGUCAUGUAACUUUUGAUAUCUUUUUAUAUUGAUAAAACUUUGUAAGAAAGUACUGUUUGUUAUAUAAGCGGUUUGAACAAUGGCAUGGCAUAGUAUACUUUAGAUAAAUGCAAUUUUGUGUGUGUUGCAUUCCUAAAUAAUUGUAACAUAGUUUUGUUAAGCAAUUAAAUAAUAAUUACUGUGUAUGUGAUAGAUUUUCAAUGAAACAAUCAUCCAUGGUUUGUUUGCUUUUGCCGCAGAAUUCACAAUACUCUGUGGUGAACAAAAAGUGCAAUGGUUUAUGAAAAUAAUCUUAGUUGAUCUUGGAAAGGAUAAAAUUUGUGGAAAUCUGAGACUUGAUGCGAUGCCAAGAUGAGACAUUAUUGUCUUCAAUUAUGAUGAUAGUGAUUGCAAUAACUUUAUUACUCCUCAAUUGAGAUGGAUAUAAUUCUAAAUGCUCUCAUUCACUCAUGUUUAAUGAAUUAGAUUGAAUAAGUCUUAUAUGAACGCCUAAUUAGAUUAGAUCAUGUGGAACUAACAUUAAACCGUUUUCCUCUGGAAUAACAAUUUUCUUCAAAUAAUACAGUUAAAGAAUAUCAAUAAAGAAUAUCAAUACAGAACAUCCAAAUUAUUAAAAUGCAAUCAAAAGUAUAAUUAUUUCUAUUAUCUUUAGUGAGGACGUCAUAAUGGCAGUGUUUGAUUAGCAAUGGUAUUGCUAUCCUUGUCUAUUAUUCGACAAAGCAGAUGGCGCUAUCCUUUUCCAACUCCACAACGUUGCCAGAUCGGUUUUCAAUAAUGUAGAAUUAAUAAUUAACAAAAUAUGUCAUCUGAAUUAUGAAACUUCAUUAUUAAAUUAUUGAAAAAUAUAAUGUCUUGCUUGAUAAAAUAUAAUUGAAUAUUUUAAACGAGAAUGAACAGUUAAUAUUACAUCAAUAAACCUGUAUCAGCUACCGUCUAUAGAAGGCAUUGACAACGUUGAGGUUCGCCAACGUUGUUCUGCUAUCUUUCUUCACUGCCAUUAUAACGUGGGCCUCACUAUACGUCAAGUGUUUAUUUUAUUUAUCCUCACAGAAUAUUCAGGAAUAUGAGCAAGUUUCUACUCUUGGAGAUCAUUUGAUUGAUUGAAUCUCCACUGAAGAGAUUGAUUGAUUGAGCAACAAAAAUUCACUUAUAAUUAUAAAAGAAAAUUAUUAAUAAAUUCUCGCGUCUAAUUUUCUAAGCAAUAUAAUAUACUGAUAUCAAGCAUAAGAGUUCAAUAAUGUAGUUCAAAUUACUGUAAUUAGAAAGUAGGAUUAAAUUUUUUGUUUCAAAUCUAUUAAAAUUUAGUGUUUAAUAGUGUGGAUUAGUGAGGAUGUUUAUGGAUAAAAUUCUUGGAAAAUCAUGUGUUUUGUGGAGAAUGUUUAUAGAUAAUUCAUGAUUCAUGUGGUUAGAUAAUUUUUUGCCGGGGUAUGCUAUUGAAAGUGUAGAAUUAUUCAUCAAGUAUGAGAAAAUUUGUUUUAACCAAGGAAAACUACAUUAUUUUGAAGGAAACAAAAAUGUAAUCACUUGUGAUGCAGAAAUGGAUAUAUUAUUUCUCUCCAAGUAGCGUUUGUAAGAAGCUUGUAAUGUACUCUAAUUAGCUUUUAUGAAAGAUUCUUUGACUUGAAUUUUCUUGGAAAUCAAAUUUUAUUGACGGAAAAUAAAAACAUUUACUGCAAACUGAAACAUAAUGCUAUAUAGAGUAUAUUCAAAGUCGUUUGAAACUUGAAAUUUGCAAUUAUACGUUUGAUCAUCUCAUCAAAUCAACCACGCAUAAGCGCAAAGCUCAUGUGGGGGGGUCAUCCACUAUAAGAAAAUUAGAUUGGAUCAAAUUGAAUGAAUGAGAAAGCUUAUUCAUUGAAAACUUUCUUUCUUCACCUGAAAAACAUGAUUUAUUUCUUGCGUUAUAACAAUUUUCUCUUGAGCUUGUUGAAGGAUCCUGGCUUUUAGUUUUAUCAGAUGCAAAUCGUGCCAAAUUUGUUUAUUGAAUUGUAAAUUAUACAUCAUGUUCUAUUAUCAAUUUGGAGAUCCUAUAUUCAUUUAAAUUAAAUCAUAUAGAGAAUUUAACAAAUUGAGUACGGUGGGUACCUUUAAAAUGUAAUAUUGUAACUUCAGUUUAAACGUUGAAGGUACUCAACUUUAGUACCUUUAAAUCAUUUUUAUUGAUUCAAAAUUCUAGAUUUGAGGUAAAAUUCCGUAACUAAGUAACCUGAUUAUUUUGAAAUAUUUUUGGAAAAAAGGGUACUUGGAUUUUAAUUCCCAGGUAUCCUUUUCAAUUUGAAUGACAUAAGACACUUGUUUUAUUGGAUCACUGAAUUGAUAGUAACGUUAUUGUAUCAAAGCAUGUUCGUUAAGACGUUUUCGUGAAGGUAUUAUAGUGAUCAGUUAUUUGCCGUUAAUGUUUUAUUUGCGCUUGAAAAGCAUUAAACCAGUUUGUGAGUUGAUAUUUUCUAUUUUUUCUUGUUGAAACAUUGAAUAUAUUUAUUUGUGUUGCUUCAAUAUUUGAAAUUUAAGCAGCAUUUAUUGAUUCUAAUUGGUUUCAGUUUUGUGUCUAAUCUAGUUAUUGAAGAAUGAAGAUUAUUUUCUUUCUAAAGAUUAUUAUGUACCCUAUUUUACUCUGUAUCAAUAUCAGCUUGUAUGAAACAAAAACGUUCUCUUUCUCUUGUAUAAUAUAGGCUAUGAUGGUAUAUGUGAUGGUAUGAGUACAUUAGUACCGUAGUCUAUUAUAUUAGUGGAAAAUAAAUUCAGGUUUUUUAAUAUCUAAUACUUGAUUAAACUGUGCUUUUAUAUAUUAUACUUAGUUCUUACAAUAGAAUUGAAUUUACAUCAUAUUUGUAUACAAACUAUUCAAAUAAAAUUUCUUAACUAUGACGAA
Nilaparvata lugens (brown planthopper) is the source of this 11177-nucleotide messenger RNA. RefSeq names its product plastin-2 (gene Fim). The record is from RefSeq and is a predicted model, not a curated record. Gene Ontology annotation, molecular function: actin filament binding; calcium ion binding. Gene Ontology annotation, biological process: actin filament network formation; actin filament bundle assembly. The transcript has 9 exons. Lineage: Eukaryota; Metazoa; Arthropoda; Insecta; Hemiptera; Delphacidae. Gene Ontology annotation, cellular component: actin filament; actin filament bundle; cytoplasm. The coding region runs from base 229 to 2136 and encodes 635 amino acids.